AUGUUGUGUAGUGUGUGAAGCAGAGCAACACAACACUGCAUCAUGACUCAUGUCACAUCAGUGCAUGCAUGCAGUACACUUUCACCGUCUACUAUGGCUUUUUUAUUAUCUGAUAUAAAUAGGUCGUCGGGACAGACAAGAGCCUGAAAUUCAAGCUCUAUGAAAACUGUAGUGUUGUUUUAAACAAUACAAUGCCCAACAAAGAAGUUUGUCCACUAGAUUCGCUGAUCUUUUAUUAAUAAAGAUACAAAUUAAAGUAUCAUCUUUGUUCACGUUUCACAAUUUCAUUGACAGCUGAUGACGAAAUGAAAAAUUGAUGAUGGAGCCAUAUAGGACCACUUGAGUGAGUCUCAAUACUGGCCUAGUCUGCAGUCGCACGGUCACCCUAUAAAUGGUCAAUUCUCCACAACCAGAGAAACGGCAUGUAAUGGAGUCAUUCAAAGAAUUCGAUGAGACAGACUGGAAUUCGGAGAUAAAUGGUGAUUACACCUCCAUUGACAGCGAGGAUGAGGUUGGACGAGUUGUUGCCACCAGGAUGAUGGAGCGUCCACAGGUUCCCAAUCAUCUCCUCAUGGUGGCGCUACUGGAGCACAUUUGCUCUCUCUAUGUGAAGGACAAGAAACUUCGGAAGGAACUUUUUAACUUGAUAUGUGGCAAGUUGUCCGAUCUCAAUGCCAUGUCGCCGCUGACCUACAUGGAUGAGUUCAGUAACAUCAGAGAGCAGUACAGGAACUCAUUUGCGGGCAUGAUGAAUGCAGCGAUGAAGGUUAUCGAGACGAGUACAACAUUUGGGAUUUCAUUCUUUGAGGCGAAAAAUGUUGGGAACUUCUUUAAUCAAAGGGACAUUCAGAGACCACCAAUUGUAAUUCCGCAUGAUAUGCUCACCAUGAAGAGUACACGCUACGAGACAGAGUUCACUGAAAUCUGCACUCUAGGAAAGGGAGGAUUUGGGAAUGUUUUCCGGGUCCGGCACAAAUUAGACGGGUGUGAAUACGCUGUGAAGAUAAUCAGAUUCAGAAAUUCGAAUCCUGAUGUCUGUGUGAAGAUUGUGAGAGAGGUAAAAGUAUUGGCUAGGCUUAGCCAUGAUAACAUCGUCCGCUACAAUAACGCCUGGGUUGAGGACAAUCCUAGGACAGCACCAUCCUUGGCAACAAAUCAUGAAUAUCCGGCACUCGAAUACAAUCAAAGCGUAGGGAAGGAAGCCACCGAAGAUGAACAAGGGGAAGACAGCAUCCUUUUCGAUACUGCAGCAUCCGGAUUGCGCCAGUACGUCGAUACACCAAAAAUAUUUGAACUCAAAUCACGAACCAGUAUGGAAGUUGGAUGGGAUAGCGAUGAAUCUUUGUCAGACCUCGCAUCAGUCAAGGGCGGUGCUGCAGCAGGCGGCAGCAAUACAGGCGAGGCUUCCUCUAUAGGUGGCACCUCCAACUUGAGCGGUUCUUUCAAAAAGCUGCCAAUAGAUGACAUCAGUGACCCAGAUAUCCAACCAAAGCCACAUAUUCCGCUGAAGCGUAAGGGGAGUGAUAAAUCUAAGGAGGAUAGUAAAAAACAAUACAGUGAGACUAUCGUGAAGGCUAGGCGUUCGAGGCACCGCAGUGGGGAAAAACCCACGGGACUUGGAGAUCCACCGUUCACGUCCAAACACGACCUAGUGCAACGCUCCCUAUCUGUUAACGGCUACGGAGGAACACAUGGAAGAUCAGAUUCCACGUCGCCACGGCAAGUCUCGUCUACUCAGCAAGAUGGGGAGUGUAGGAAAUGUUCGAGGAAAUUUUGGGUGCGCCGGAGUAUCAGUUAUGAUCCGGUGGUGUGCGACAUGUGUGACGAUCACUACAUGGAGGUUGAAAGAGACUUUAAUCAAAAGUAUCCUUUCGCGGGUAAGAUUCAUCUGUUUAUUCAGAUGGAGCUUUGUGAGCUGACGUUGAAGGAUUGGAUGGACGCAAGGAAUCUACAGGCAGUGAACCUGACUGGUGAAGAUCGCUACAAUGUUGUGAGUGAACCAGACAACAUGAAGAUUAUCCGUCAGGUAUUGGAAGGCCUUGCCUACAUACAUCGACAAGAUGUCAUUCACAGAGAUAUCAAGCCAAGAAACAUCUUCGUGAACAGCUCCAACCUUCAAGUCAAGAUUGGCGACUUUGGCUUGGCAUGUGACCUUUGGACCGCUAGCCGAGAUGACACAUAUGCCGAUGCAGGCCAUGGAGGCCACACACAGAAAGUCGGGACAAGCAUGUACGCAGCACCAGAGCAGCUGAAAGGUUCAAAUUAUGGCUCAAAAAGUGAUCUCUACAGCCUUGGUGUGGUGCUAUAUGAGCUCUUCCAGCCAUACAACACUGGAAUGGAGCGUGUGGAAUCUCUGAAAGAUUGUCGCAGGGGGGAAUUCUGCGCGAUCUUCCAAAGAAAAUGGCCGACUCAGACGCAGUGUGUGACGGAUAUGAUGGCUGUUGACCAUGACAGUCGUCCAACGGCAGAAGAGCUGCUUGAAGGCAACAUGUCCAAGACAGAGAGUCCGGGGCAAAUGGAGAAGAAGGAUGAAAAUCCCAGCCCUCAAGCUUGUGCCAGCCAGGAACCGAUGGCAAUGGAGGAGACUGAAUGGUUGCGUAGUGAAGUAAAGGAAAAAGAUCGCAUCAUUCGUCAACAAAAACAGCUGAUAAGUGACAAGGAUGCUCUUCUACAAGACCAGAGUCAACUUCUAGAGGAAAAAGAUAGCGAAAUAGCUGCGCUGAGGCUGCAGCUGCUAGAUUUGCAGCCAUUGGAUGAUUGACAGCUGAUGGACUUAGUUUAAUUAUUAGCUAGCAACUAGUCGAAUUUUAGAUGUACUAUACCAAGUAACACACUGCCACAGAUAUUCCAGUUUUCCUUCGAGUACAGCUUUAGAUCUUACAGAGGGCCUCAUUGAAUUGACAGAAUGAGCAGAAUAUGAUGGAAUCACAUUCUAUGUUUUAGUGUCUUGGGGCCUGGGAAAUGUCAGCUUUAGAAACUAUAGUCAUAGUUCCACCUAUCAUAAAACCCCGUGUUUUUUCAAAACCCGUGUCUUCGCCGUGUGUCAAAAAUCCCGGGGCGCACUGACACCUAUCAGUGGUGUUAGAAAAUGGUUAAUAGCCCCAGCGACAUGUGCGCUGUAGGAAGGGAGCUCUCCUGUGUUUCUUUCCCGUUGGAGGGAAAUUUCGCAUGCGCAAUACCGAGGCAACUACACCGCGCCAUCUGUCGCCGGAUCUUAGAACUUGCAAUUGCCGUGUCUAUUCAGAUUCCAUCUAUCAAAAAACCUGUGUUGAACACGGGUCUAAAUUAGCCCCGAUUAGCCCCAUCGAGCUCGAUAGGGCUAAUAGACAUGGGGAUUUGACACACGGGUCUAUUUAGACACGGCAAUUCAUAGGUGUAAGCACAAAAGACACGGGGGGGGGGUUUGAUAGGUGGAAGUACGACUUAUGGUUGUAUUGGAAAUUUCAGAAUCUUACACCUUUGCUACAUGUAGGGUAGCUAUUUAUUGGUGCUUUAAUUUAUCAAUUUGCAUACAAUCAUCACAAUCAUGAUCAUUACUGGUAUUAGAUAAGGACCAUGAAACUCUCACUCAUGCAAAUGCAUGGUCAAAUAUUAUUUGAUAUUUUCUUAAAAAACACAGGUUUUGUUAGUUUCACUAUGAGGAGUAAUUUUGAACAUAUUUUGGGUGGAUUAUUUAUAAUAAAUGUGUGGAUAAAACA
Messenger RNA from Lineus longissimus, 3698 nucleotides. RefSeq names its product eukaryotic translation initiation factor 2-alpha kinase 1-like. Gene Ontology annotation, molecular function: ATP binding; eukaryotic translation initiation factor 2alpha kinase activity. Gene Ontology annotation, biological process: protein phosphorylation. The transcript has 12 exons. The coding region runs from base 392 to 2761 and encodes 789 amino acids. The record is from RefSeq and is a predicted model, not a curated record. Lineage: Eukaryota; Metazoa; Nemertea; Pilidiophora; Heteronemertea; Lineidae. Gene Ontology annotation, cellular component: cytosol; nucleus; cytoplasm.